CAGCGUGCGCAUACGCGCGGGGGACGGCCACCACACGUUGACCGACGACGAAUGUGCUGGGCGGCACUACGCCAUGAUGUAUCAUGGUAGGAUAAUGAGAGUCUUCUUCGUACUAAUUUCCAUUGGAGUUUUAGAGCCAACUUUAGUCGAAGCUACACAGGGGCAGACAAUAACAUCCAGUUGGCUGGCAAAUCUGCAUGUGUUGGUGAAGAUGUCACCCUGACCUGUGUUGUACUUUCUACGGGAAGACUGACUUGGGUCAUUGGAUCAAGUGAUAAUACUAUUCUCUUCAACCUGGCGGAUGACUCAUCUCUCACAACUCAGACUGACUCCACUGGCCAGUUCACUGCCUCAUCUGACACACUACUCUCGAGACCAGCAGUACUCUUUCCUCGGUGACUUGACUUCAACACUCCACACACGAGUUAACCCCUCCCUCACUGACUAUCCUAUCAAAUUCUCUGCUACAAUGGGAUAAGCAACAAUAUUUCUGUACCAUCAUACAUAAAGAUAGCAGGAUUGCCUUCACCUCCCUGGAACCUGACAUCAUCAGUGGUGUAUGGAAUAUCUCAGUAUUCACUGGUAGUUGGGUGGGAGAGACCACGAGAUGAUGGAGGAGUGGAGAUUGACAACUACACCCUCUCUCUCUACCAGGAGGACCAGACUGUGGUCCAGACAACUACUGAGUCUCUGGAACUACCUCUCUCACUGGACUACUCCACUGUCUACUCCAUCAUCAUCACUGCCAACAACUGUGCUGGCUCCAGCUACCCUGUAUCUCUGACUAGCAUGCAGGCUGGCUGCAGAGCUCCAUCAUCACCAGUCAAUGGUAGUAUUGAGGAGUACAGGAGUACAGAGGAGGGAGCAGAGAUCCAGUUCCACUGUCAUGAUGGAUACACUCCUAAUGAGACGAUGUCAUCUCAAUGUCUCAACUCAUCAUGGUCCCCUCACCCAAUGGACCUGUUGUGUACAAAAUCUCCAUCGAAUCCAAAAACCUUGACAACUUCAGGCCCUCUCCAACCAGCAAUACUACCCCGCCCCCAACCAUUCCCAGUGAAUCCAUUCAACAAAAGCUGGCGGCGGGGCUGGUUUCAGGCCUUCUCUUUGCUAUUGUAUGUGCGUGUAUGGUCAUUAUAGUGGUGUGUCGAUGGAGACGUUUCACGAGGCUAAAAGUGACACACACUGUACACCAGAACACUUACAGUGGUAUGCCCUUGGCACAGUACUCAGUAAUUGAGAGGAGUAAUUUGGGUUCAGAAUCAGAGCUACGUUCAGACCCACCAGUGGGACAGUACUCUGUUGUUCACAGUGGAUCGCCACAGCACGAGACUCACUUUAACACUGCUACACAGAUAACAGGUAAUGGAGCUUCAGUGUCGGGAGUUUCACCACCGAUACCCCAUCACUCACCUGUCCAAACCAAGGUAGUAACAGGUCUGGUGUAUGCCAAGGUGAAUCCUAUGAUCCCAGCUGUCCCACCACCUAAGACCCAGGAUGGACAGAGAGUGGCGUAUGUGACCGUGUGGGCAGAUGCAGUUGUCCCUCCUCUUCCGUCUGACACCAAGAGAAAAGCUGAUGUGAGUGUGAGUUUGGACCAGAUACUCAUUCAGCUGGGAGAGGUGGCCCCAGAUUGGAGGAGACUGGCAGAGUCCCUGGAGAUUGAGGGUGUUGACGACAUUGCUCAAUAUGUGAGCAGUGAGCAUGAUGCAAUGGUGGAAGUAGUGGAUGGAUGGCUGAGGAAGCUCUAUCCCAAAGUGCCCACCUGGAGAGAAAUCGCAGGUGUUGUCGAGGGACUCGGCUACAGUAAUCUUGCUUACUGCCUCAGACAAGUGUAUGUGACUGGUUACCUCCCAAUCGAGGUGUCUAACGCUGUGUCACCGACAGUACCUGUCAGUGCAUCUCCACCUCCCAUUCCUCCUCGUCUCGACCAUGAACCUCUCCCUCCUCACAACGAUCAGCCUUCAUCACCAUGCCUCUCUCUUCGACAGCACCAGCCUUCCCUCCUUCCUACAAUGUGGACCAACCAUCACACCCACUAGAGAACGACAACGAUGAACUACCUCCUCCUCUACCAGCUAAGCAGUGUUUCCUCUCAAUCGAGGUGUCUAACGCUGUGUCACCGACAGUACCUGUCAGUGCAUCUCCACCUCCCCUUCCUCCUCGUCUCGACCAUGAACCUCUCCCUCCUCACGACGAUCAGCCUUCAUCACCAUGCCUCUCUCUUCGACAGGACCAGCCCUUCCCUCCUUCCUACAAUGUGGACCAGCCAUCACACCCACUAGAGAAUGACAAUGAUGAACUACCUCCUCCUCUACCAGCUAAGCUUGGCAGGUUCAGACUAACACAUUAGAUAUUCCACACAAAGACAAAGGGACUGACAGGGUUUUGAACUUGUAUCACAUCAUCACAGUGGUUCAUUUUUUCAAAUGCAAUUUCAACCUAUACAUUGCCACUUCUUUUUCCUGGAAAUUCAAGGUCCUCUCUGUCUACCCUGUCCAGAAUUGUACAUUUUAGUCUUCUCUGAUGUCGAUUGAUUAUGACAGUUGAAGGACAGUGUAGCUGAUGCUG
This is a messenger RNA of Geodia barretti, 2568 nucleotides long. Lineage: Eukaryota; Metazoa; Porifera; Demospongiae; Tetractinellida; Geodiidae. The record is from the annotation of a GenBank genome assembly.